Messenger RNA from Nematocida parisii ERTm1, 273 nucleotides. RefSeq lists its product as uncharacterized. The transcript has a single exon. The record is from RefSeq and is a predicted model, not a curated record. The annotation marks the transcript as partial. Lineage: Eukaryota; Fungi; Microsporidia.
GUGUGCCCCUUUAUUAACAAAACAGAACUACCUGCGUAUACUCGUGUGAAGGCAUAUGAUAGAGCAACUGGGGAAGAAAUAGAUGUUGAAACCCGAAAGUACACGAACUGCGUGGAAGCAGGUAUACUAGGACUGGUAUGCUGUUUAGUGUAUGAUCCCGUGGAAAAGAAGUACAGCGCAGAUCAUUUACCAGACCAAAAAGAAACUAUGCCACUGAAACAAUUCUUCCGAGAUUACUCCAAACCAAGAGAAACUACUAGCUAUGAAAUGUAG